GAUUCCGAUCAGGCCGGGCGAGCCAUUGCCACCACCAGCACCAUGGCGUCAGGAGGGGGAAACAUCAAGGUCGUGGUGCGAUGUCGCCCUUUCAACAGCAGAGAAAACGCCCGCAAUGCGCAAUGUAUCGUCAAGAUGAAUGGGGACCAGACCAUCCUCUCGCCCCCCGCCGGCGCCGAGAUCAAGGGCAAGGCUGCUAAAGCUGCCAUGGAGGGCACCAAAACAUUCGCCUUUGACAAGUCCUACUGGUCCUUCGACCGCGCCGCCCCUAACUAUGCCGGCCAGUCCAAUCUCUUCGACGACUUGGGGAAACCGCUCUUGGAUAAUGCAUUUGGUGGUUACAACAACUGUAUUUUUGCCUAUGGACAAACUGGUUCGGGAAAGUCCUACUCCAUGAUGGGUUACGGCAAGGAUGCCGGUAUCAUCCCUAUGAUUUGCCAAGACAUGUUUGAGCGCAUCAAGAUUAUGCAGCAGGAUCCGAAUCUGAGCUGCACCGUAGAGGUCUCGUAUCUGGAAAUUUACAAUGAAAAGGUUCGCGAUCUGCUCAAUCCUUCCACCAAAGGGAACCUCAAGGUCCGAGAACAUCCUUCCACGGGUCCCUACGUCGAAGACUUGGCCAAGCUGGUCGUCAGCUCCUUCCCCGAGAUUGAGAAUCUCAUGGAUGAGGGUAACAAGGCCCGUACCGUCGCCGCGACCAACAUGAACGAGACGUCCUCUCGAUCCCACGCCGUCUUUACCCUGACACUGACCCAGAAGCGUCACGAUAUGGAGACCAGUAUGAGUGGGGAAAAAGUCGCCAAGAUUAGUUUGGUCGAUUUGGCAGGUUCAGAAAGAGCCCAGUCGACUGGUGCGACCGGCGCAAGAUUGAAGGAGGGUGCCGAAAUUAACAGAUCGCUGUCCACACUCGGUCGUGUCAUCGCGUCGCUUGCCGAUAUCUCCAUGGGCAAGAAAAAGGCCGGCCAGGUGCCGUAUCGAGAUUCGAUUCUCACGUGGCUGCUCAAGGACUCACUAGGAGGAAAUAGUCUGACGGCUAUGAUUGCUGCCAUCUCUCCGGCCGACAUCAACUUCGAGGAAACUCUAUCCACGCUUCGUUAUGCCGAUUCUGCCAAGCGCAUCAAGAACCAUGCCGUAGUCAACGAAGACCCUAAUGCGCGCAUGAUCCGCGAGUUGAAGGAAGAACUUGCGCAGCUUCGGUCUAAACUAGGCGGCGGUGGCGCUGGCGGCCCAGUCGAGGAACAGUACGCACCGGACACACCUUUGGAGAAACAAAUGGUGUCGAUCGCGCAGCCAGAUGGAACCGUUAAGAAGGUGUCUAAAGCUGAGAUUGUGGAGCAACUGGACCAGUCGGAGAAGCUAUACAAAGAUCUGAACCAAACCUGGGAGGAGAAGAUGAUCAAGACUGAGGAAAUUCAAAAAGAGCGAGAGGCUGCUUUGGAGGAACUUGGUAUCACCAUUGAGAAAGGCUCGGUCGGUCUUUCCACGCCUAAAAAGAUGCCUCAUUUGGUCAAUCUUAGUGACGAUCCGCUCCUCGCUGAAUGUCUGGUGUACAACCUCAAACCUGGCAGCACCACAGUUGGAAACGUAGAUACUGAAGGACAAACAGCAGACGUGCGGCUAACGGGGUCACAAAUCUUGCACGAGCACUGCACCUUUGAAAACGUAGAUGGUGCCGUCACAGUGAUUCCAAAGGAUGGUGCGGGCAUCAUGGUCAACGGAAUCCGUAUAGACAAGCCCAAACGACUUCGGAGUGGUUUCCGCAUCAUCCUCGGCGACUUCCAUAUAUUUCGUUUCAACAAUCCCCAAGAAGCCCGUGCAGAACGUGCUGAGAAUGGGCCAGUCGGGCCCAUCGGCUCUAGUCUACUUCGUCAUUCCAUCACACCCAGCCAGCUCAACUCCCCUUCGCCCAGACCAAACGGCCACGACAGAUCCUACAGCACAGUGAGCAUUGCAAACUCCGAGUUUGAUUCGGAAAGUCCUAGCAGGGCCGCAUCACCGGGUUACUUUGGACGGGGACGCGAUUCAGACUGGUCUCUUGCCAGGAGAGAAGCCGUGACGGUACUGCUAGGCUCCACAGCAUCCGAUCAAAAAAUCGCGUCAUUAUCCGACGAAGAAUUUGACACGUUGUUCGAUGAUCUUCAAAAACUUCGCGCUACUCGCAAGUCUCGACCGGAGAGUCGAUUGUAUGAUGCCGAGGAAGAUAUGGAAUCCGUCAGCUCGUUUCCCGUCAGAGAAAAAUACGCAUCGACGGGUACAAUAGACAACUUCUCCCUGGAUACUGCGUUGACCAUGCCUUCAACGCCACAAUUUGGGGAGGAAGACGACGGCAUGAAACAAGCUCGCGAAGACAUGCAGGACAGGUUGGAAAAGCGAAAGGAAGAGUUCACUGCCAGACUCAAAUCACAACAACAAAACAUCAGCGCAGAGAGUGGUGAAAUCAGGACGGAAAAGGCCGCCAUGGAAGAAUCCCUCCGUGCGGCAAAGCAAGAGAUGCAAAAGCAGCUACAAGAGCAGAAGGAAGCGUUCCACCGACAACUCAAGGAGCUCGGCCACGAACCACCACCAGAAGACCCAGUUACCAAUGGCCAUAAUCCAGAACAGCCAUCAGAAAAGCAGCUCGAGCUGGUCAAGCACGUCUUUCAGCAUUGGAGGUCCCGCAAGUUCGUAACCAUGGCCGAAACAAUCUUGCAAAACGCAGCCACAUUGAAAGAAGCUCAAGUGAUGAGCCAGCAAAUGGACAAGCAUGUCGUUUUUCAGUUCUGCAUCGUUGACGUCGGGCAUAACAUUCCUUCCUCUUAUGACCUUGUUCUUAAUGGCAUACCUGGCGAGGACGACCUGUACUUGGAAAGUACACCAAAACCCUGCGUUGGUGUGCGUGUGGUUGACUUCAAGAAUGAAGUCGUACAUCUCUGGUCCCUUCAGAAGCUACGAUUCCGCGUUCGUGUUAUGCAUCAGGUUCAUCAAUACAUGAAUCGGCCGGAAUAUCUUCAACACUUUUCGCUCGAGAACCCUUUCUCUGAGCCCUGCAUGCCCGAAUUCUCCCGUAUAGGAGACGUUGACGUUCCGCUGGCUGCCGUAUUCGAGUCUCGCGUACAAGAUUUCAGUCUCGAUGUAAUCUCACCAUACACUACCAAUGUGAUUGGCAUAAUCCGGCUGGCCAUGGAGCCAUCAUCAGCAGAAGCUCCUUCGACGACCUUGAAGUUCAAUGUGGUUAUGCAUGACAUGGUCGGCUUCCCUGAACGAGAAGGCACGCAAGUGCAUGCACAGCUCUUUGUUCCCGGUAUAUCAGAUGAGAGCGGUGCUACUACUACCCAGAUCAUUUCCGAUUUUGACGAAAGCCCGAUACGCUUUGAAAGCGUGCACAGCAUGAGUCUUCCAUACCCCAGUCCUCGAAACACCUUCUUGCGCGUAUCCCUAUUUGCCAAGGUCACCUCUAUGCACCUUGAUAAACUGUUGAGUUGGGACGACAUGCGGGACUCUGCCCCCAAACCCAAGCAGAAACGUAAGAACGCUAGAUUACCGGAAUCAGAAUUUUACACGGAGGAUUCGCACGACAUCUUCUCGCGGAUACAGGUUCAAGAGAUAUCCGAGGACGGCACAUAUCUCCCGGUGGAGGUUAUACAGAGCGGCGCCAUGGACGCUGGUGUCUACCAAUUGCACCAUGGUCUACAACGCCGUGUUGUAGUCAAUCUCACCCACACAUGCGGAGACACCCUACAAUGGGAAGACGUCACAUCCAUGCGCAUAGGCCGAAUCCGGCUCAUCGACGCCUCGGGUAACUCUCCAGGGUUGGACAGCAGCCCAGUACGAGAAGUGCCUGUCAAACUCACCUCAGCCCCGGUGGUCAAGAACAAUGCAGAUGGAACUACUAAUGUGACAUUCAUCGGACAAUGGGACUCCUCCAUGCACAGUUCCCUGUUACUGGACCGAGCAACACCCGACAAGUACCGUGUGCAGGCAAAUCUGUUAUUCAACGUUACUUCGGCCAAGCUCUCCGAGCCCAUGCUCUUCAGCCUUGAUCUCGCUUUGCAAAUUCGUUCACGCACCUACCUCCGCCCCACGUCUCUCUUUAAUCUUUCGAGCCUCUGGUCUCAAAAUCGCGUUAUCCAUUCUACCGUCGGCGUGUUCAGCAUUGCCAUCCGCCCAACGAGCGUGAAGCGCGCCACAGAUUUGUGGCGUAUGAACACGCGAGAUGACUACAUCAAGGGCGAAGAAAACCUCAGUGGAUGGACCCCUCGCGGCGUCUCCCUUGUGCGUGACUACAUUGCACUUCUCAAGCGUCGCCAGCGUACUUCUGAUAUCGAAACUGCACGCUCUGUUCUUUCUUCGCGCGCUCUAUCCACAUUCCCCCCACCGCUCCCAGCCUCGGCCACACUCACACAAGAGCAAACUGCUCUUCUCAACCGCGUCGUCGCACUAUGGAAGACCAAGAAGGAACCGGCCGAAAUCAUCCUUAAUGCUACCAAUUUAGAGCCACCAGCAAAUGGUGCUGCUUUUGCACCCAGCUCACCCUCGCCUUCACCACGCAAUCGCUCCCUAUCAAGCUCUCGUGAGCGCCCUAGUCUCGUCGCCACCGUCCGCUUCGUCCCCAAGAACCCAGACUGCCUAAAAUCUAGCUAUCUACUCACGCCAGAUCCGACCAACACGCGAUGGAUCCGACGAUUUGUUGAGCUGCGACGGCCUUAUCUCCACGUGUACAGCGCCGAGGGAGACGAACUGAACGCCAUCAAUCUAACCAAUGCGCGUGUGGACCACUCGCCGCAAAUAGCUCGGCUUCUAUCGGGUGCCGCGGCCAAUCCUAACGGCAACGGAAACACUGGCGCAAUGGGCGAUACGGUGUGGGCUGUAUUUGCUCGAAGUAAUACUUAUAUCUUCCGUGCCCGUUCCGAGAGAGAGAAGAUUGAGUGGAUAUUGAGGAUCGACCAGAGCUAUUUCAGCGGCGAAGGAAGCGAGGAAGACUCAUGA
Molecule: messenger RNA, 4962 nt
Organism: Periconia digitata
Lineage: Eukaryota; Fungi; Ascomycota; Dothideomycetes; Pleosporales; Periconiaceae
Source: the annotation of a GenBank genome assembly